AUGCCCGGACGCCUUCACAACAAAACCGCUCUCAUUACAGGCACCUCAUCCGGCCUGGGCGCCGCCAUAGCGACCGCCUACGCCCGUGAAGGGGCGAACGUCUGCUGCGUUGACCUGUACCCUACCCCGCGAAACCCGAUUAACGCCUCAACCGGCAAAGCGGACUCAUUCCACAACCGCCUAUCAGACCAGCAAUCGACGCACGAGCACCUUCAACAGACCUAUGGUGGGAAUAUCGUACGCGCCAUCUUUAUUCGCGCCAAUGUCACCCUUGCUGAAGAUGUCGAAGCCGCUAUUCAGGCAUGCAUCAAGCAAUUCGGCAGGCUCGACAUCAUGGUCAACAAUGCUGGGAUAUCGGUCGAGAGUACCCAUACCAAGGUGAUGAGGAUACACGAGACCGAGGAAGAAGACUACGACAAUACCAUGGCAGUCAAUGCCAAGGGCAUAUUUCUGGGGUGCAAAUACGCCGUGAAGCAGAUGUUAGAGCAGGACCCUCUGCAGAAUUCAUCUGCUGAUGAUACCUCUCCACCUUCUCGCGGCUGGAUAAUCAACACGGCCUCUGUCCAAGGCCUAGUUCCGUACUACGGCACCCCAUCUUACUGUGCCAGCAAAGGCGCGGCGGUUAUGUUGACCAAACAAGUCGCGCUGGAUUAUGCCCAGGAUAGGAUCCACUGCAAUGCCCUUUGUCCCGGAUUCUUGCAUACUUCGAUGACACAGAAUCUGCAGAGUCAACCGGGGGUGGUGACGGAAAUCUCGGGUAAGCAUCCUUUUGGCGGGAUGGGCAGAGUGGAGGAUGUGGCGAGAAUGGCGGUCGUACUGGCAAGUGAGGAUGUUAGAUGGAUGACUGGCGUGCCGCUGCCUAUCGAGGGAGGGUAUUUGCUUCACUGA
Molecule: messenger RNA, 888 nt
Organism: Endocarpon pusillum Z07020
Lineage: Eukaryota; Fungi; Ascomycota; Eurotiomycetes; Verrucariales; Verrucariaceae
Exons: 1
Coding region: 1-888 (295 amino acids)
Molecular function (GO): oxidoreductase activity, acting on the CH-OH group of donors, NAD or NADP as acceptor
Source: RefSeq, a predicted model, not a curated record